Trichoderma asperellum CBS 433.97 is the source of this 1623-nucleotide messenger RNA. RefSeq lists its product as uncharacterized. Lineage: Eukaryota; Fungi; Ascomycota; Sordariomycetes; Hypocreales; Hypocreaceae. The record is from RefSeq and is a predicted model, not a curated record.
CUCGACUGCAUAUGGGAAUCGCCUGAUUUUCUCAUUGUCUCGAGAGAAACGAGGCCAUAGUGAACCUCGAGGCUCGCCUUGUUACCAGUAUCGUUUGAGAAGUUUUGUUUUGCUCUCACAUAGCCAGAAUGUCGACUCUUCUCCUUGCCCCUUUCGAUGCUUCCAUGUGCCUAGGCCAGGGCUACAACUCGUUCAUGCACGCGCCCUGCAUUUGCGACGCCGUCGACAUCAAGAAUGCUACCUAUAUUGCAUCAAAGGAGGGUAGCACACCGUCCCAGACUGUUUCAUACUCGGCAGAAGUUAUAGAGAAAAUGUCUGACUUUGUUCGUGCCAUGAAUAUAUCAGCAGGCUCGUCAAUCCGAACAGGCUCUGUGAGUGUUUUUGGCGGCGGAAGCAGCAUCGAUGAGAUGAAGUUUGCCGAGAGUGAUCUAAACGCAGUCAUCUCUGUCAAGGUUGUCAAUGAGACUCGCAAUUUUCAGGAAAACAUAUCCUUCAAAGAGAUUGGUGUCAAGAACUUGGAUAACGCUCAAUUCCAUGAAAUCUAUGGUGAUACCUUCAUUUCUGGGUUCAUCGAAGGAGGCGUCUUCCAUGGUAUCAUCAAUAUCAAAUCAAUUGAUGCCUCCAAGAAAUCAGAAAUCAAGAACAAGCUCAGAAGCCUGUUCAACGGCACAAACUCGGAAUGGUCACCAUCGUCGAGCGCGGAUCUCAUCGAGGCACUCCGACAAGCCGACGUCUCAGUGACGGUCUAUUGGUCUGGAGGCAGCAUGAUCAAUCCAUCGAAUGAAGAAUGGAAUAUCGAGUCGCUUAUUCGUGCGGCGAGCGCCUUUUCGGACAAGGUGUUGAAGUGUCCACAACGAACUUGUGCGAUCUUGACAAGAUAUGACACUUUGCCUGAUUUCGUGGUUUGGUCACGCGGGUUCAGCCCUGCCAUCUGCGUUAGACAAUAUGAUGGUGCCCGGGGAUUCGCGUCCGAGUUGCUUGACAUGUACAUGGAGUACAAGGGCAACCUCUUCCUUUUGAAUGACGCAAUUCACCAUCAAGACAGAUACGAGAGGAGCUCGCGACCUGACGGAGUUGACAUGGCGUUGAGCAGUCUCAUCGAGGCUCGCACAUCCUUGCGUUUCGAGAUGAUCAAGAUUGUCAGAAAGAUUGAAGCACUUGACAGGGACCCCGAGAUGGUCAAUGAUCCGCUUGGAAAAGGGGAUAUCACAGCCCCAGAGCUGUGGCGUGCAAGACUGCCAUUCAAAAAAAGAUGACUUGGGCGAUGCCAUGACUUAGAAUGUUCUUGAGUCAUUACUUCAUGGCCUUCCUACACAACUGGCGGCAAUGCCUUGACUAAAUUAGAGAGCGGGCUGUCAAGAAUGCCACGAAAUGGCCUGACUGUCGUAUCUCGGGGAUACCGUCCGGUUUGCAAGUUAAUGAAAAUGAAAGUUCUUCUCAAUUCCAAUGCAGUCUUGGCCAUAUUGGACGGCCAUAUCAUGCGUGGAGGUGUUUACGAGGGAAAGCUAUAUCCGGGGGCUAAGCCUCCAUUACCUAUCGGAAAAGACGGCAGACCAUUACUGUAAAGUCCACUGGACUCUUGUUUAAUUCUGAGGGGGGUUUCGUUCGAAUGUCUUGGGGUUA